AUGUCCGCUCCAAACGCAGAUGAGCCUCCCUCGAGGCUCAAUAGCACCCCCAACCAUGACCACAUCAUCGAUCCGCUACGGACAAACACCCACCGGAACAGCCUGUCGCUCUAUCGCACCGAAACCCGCGAGACUCUCCAGGAAGCCGGCAUCAGUCCCGUCGCGCCGCCGCUGGGCGUCCGAUACCCAGAGGUCGGCCGUCCCGCCGACCCCAUCUUCCCCGAGGAGUUCAACAUCGAAACCCAGACCGGUCUCGUGCCGGCGCGCACGCUGGAACAGAUCCGGUCGACGACCAGUGCGGGCCGGCCGCUCACCCCGGCGGACGUGGAGAAGGGAGGCGAGCCCGUGGAAUUCGUCACGUUUACCAUCGAUGACCCCGCGAACCCCUACAACUGGUCCCGGCUGUACCGCUGGUACGUCACCAUGGUUGCCUCGAUGCUGGUCGUGUGCAUCGCCUAUGGUUCGUCGAUCGUCACCGGUGGACUGGGCCUGAUCGAGGAGAAGUAUGGGGUCUCGCUGGAGGUGGCCACGCUGACCUGUUCCAUCAUGGUCUGUGGGUUUGCCGUGGGCCCCUUGCUCUGGAGUCCGCUGUCGGAAAUCAUCGGCCGUCAGCCGGUGUACAUCAUCUCGCUGGCGCUGUAUACCAUCUUCCAGAUCCCCUGUGCGCUGUCGCCGAACAUCGGUGGCCUGCUGGUGUGUCGGUUCCUCAGCGGCGUCUUUGCCAGCUCCGGCCUGUCGCUCGCCGGGGGUACGAUUGCCGAUAUCUGGAACCUGGAGGACCGCGGCAUGGCCAUUGCCUACUUCGCCGCGGCGCCGUACUGUGGCCCCGUCGUGGGCCCCAUCGUCUGCGGCUGGAUCAACAUCGGCUCGCACCGGCUCGACCUCUUCUUCUGGACCAACAUGGCCUUUUCCGGGGUCAUGAUGAUCCUCAUGGGGAUGGUGCCCGAGACGUACGCGCCGGUGAUCCUCAAGCGCCGGGCCAAGAAGCUCCGCAAGGAGACCGGCAACCCCAACAUCAUCACGGAGCAGGAGCGGGUCAAGCUCAGCUUCAUGGAGAUCGUGCGCACCAGCCUCAUCCGCCCCGUCACCAUGAUCCUCACCGAGCCCGUGCUCGACCUCAUGUGCAUGUACAUCGUGCUCAUCUACGCCAUGCUGUACGCCUUCUUCUUCGCCUUCCCCGUCAUCUUCGGCGAGCUGUACGGCUACAACGACGGCCAGAUCGGCCUCAUGUUCAUCCCCAUCCUCAUCGGCGCCGGCUUCUCGCUGCUCACCACCCCGCUCGUCGAGAAGCAGUUCCGCCGCAUCUGCCACAAGCGCGAUCCCACCCCGGAAGACCGCCUCAUCGGCGCCCUCAUCGGCGCCCCCUUCAUCCCCAUCGCCCUCUUCAUCCUCGGCGCCACCUCCUACAAGCAUAUCAUCUGGGUCGGCCCCGCCUCCUCCGGCAUCGCCUUCGGCUACGGCAUGGUGCUGUGCUACUACGCCGUCAACAACUACAUCAUCGACUCGUACCAGAAGUACGCCGCCUCCGCGCUCGCCGCCAAGGUCUUCCUGCGGUCCGGCGGCGGCGCCGCCUUCCCGCUCUUCACCACGCAGAUGUACCACCGGCUGGGCCUGCAGUGGGCCUCGUGGCUGCUGGCGUUCCUGGGCGUGGGCAUGGUCUUCAUCCCGUUUGGCUUCUACAUCUACGGGGCGAAGAUCCGCGCGCGCUUCACCAAGGCUUAA
Messenger RNA from Aspergillus clavatus NRRL 1, 1722 nucleotides. Its product is annotated as MFS transporter. The record is from RefSeq and is a predicted model, not a curated record. Gene Ontology annotation, molecular function: spermine transmembrane transporter activity. Gene Ontology annotation, biological process: spermine transport; transmembrane transport. Bases 1 to 1722 code for a protein of 573 amino acids. Gene Ontology annotation, cellular component: fungal-type vacuole membrane. Lineage: Eukaryota; Fungi; Ascomycota; Eurotiomycetes; Eurotiales; Aspergillaceae. The transcript has a single exon.